GCAAAAAAGUUCCCGAGCCUCAACCUCGACAACCAUUACCAUCACAGGCUCUCCCUUCGCACAUUACUACAUCAUGGCUUUCCCAGGCGGCAUGGGCAUGCCCGGCAUGAACAAUGACACCGCAGGGAUGUCCGAGCAGGAGAAACAGAUGGUCAAAUACAUGCAAAUGGGCAUGGAAAGCUGCGCCGGCAAGACCGUCAUGUCCGGCGUCAUGGGCGCGGGACUGGGGGGUAUGUUUGGGCUGUUCAUGAGUAGUAUGCGCUACGACACCCCCUACACGGCCCAAGGCGCCGAAAUCGCCGCCCUCCCCUUCAAGCAGCAGCUGCGCGCCGGCAUGCGCGAAAUGGGGCGGGCAUCCUACAGCUCCGCCAAAAACUUCGGGAAAGUGGGCGCGAUCUUCAGCGGCACCGAGUGCGUGAUCGAGGGCUUCCGGGCAAAGAGCGAUUUGUAUAAUGGCGUCGCGGCGGGGUGUAUCACGGGCGGGGCGCUGGCGGCGGCGGCGGGACCGCAGGCGGCGGCCGUGGGGUGUGCAGGGUUUGCGGUCUUCAGCGCGGCGAUUGAUGCGUAUAUGCGCAUGCCGGAGGAUGAGAAGAGUAGGCCGAUUGCGUAGAUCGGGAGGGGAGAGAGAAGGAAGGGCGUUUUGGUUGGGGAGGGGCAUUGCAUUGGGCGGCGUUUAGACAUGGGAUGUGCAAGAUUUUGGAAUAAUUGGCUGGCUGUAGAACCAUUGUAUAUUAUACGACAUAAGGAAUCUCGACCUUGUAAGAUGGUGGAUGGAAUUUUUUCUCGGAUGAGUUGCAGAUGGAGAGCCUCUACUCAGAUCGAUCACCACUCAGACUUCUCAAAGAUCACGAUAAAGAGAGUAUCAAGAUUCAUUGAUACAUUUCAUCUACAAAUUAUUUACACUAAUG
This is a messenger RNA of Mytilinidion resinicola, 908 nucleotides long. Its product is annotated as Tim17-domain-containing protein. Lineage: Eukaryota; Fungi; Ascomycota; Dothideomycetes; Mytilinidiales; Mytilinidiaceae. The coding region runs from base 74 to 610 and encodes 178 amino acids. Gene Ontology annotation, cellular component: TIM22 mitochondrial import inner membrane insertion complex. The transcript is spliced from 3 exons. Gene Ontology annotation, biological process: protein insertion into mitochondrial inner membrane. Gene Ontology annotation, molecular function: transmembrane protein transporter activity. The record is from RefSeq and is a predicted model, not a curated record.